AACGUGCCGGCGAUGUACGAGCUACACUUUGCCGUGCCCAUGGCAGGCGCGAUCCUCUGCACCUUGAACACACGGCAUGACGCGGCCAUGGUGUCCGCGUUGCUGAAGCACUCUGCCGCCAAGGUGUUGUUUGUCGAGUCAGGCCUCCUUGAGGUUGGGAGAGCUGCUCUGAAUAACCUCGCCGGCGACCAGACUAGCGCCACGGCCCUUCCGGUCCUCAUAACCAUCUCACACGAUGGAGGCUGCAUCAACUCCGCCUACAACGACUACGAGAGUCUCAUCACAGAAGCACCAUUAGGGUUCGACAUCCGUUGGCCCCUGAAUGAGUUGGACCCCAUCGCGUUGAAUUACACGUCUGGCACAACUGCGAGGCCCAAGGGCGUGAUCUACAGCCACCGGGGCGCGUACCUCAACACUAUUGCAACGGCUCUCACGUACAACAUCACUGUUACGCCGACUUACCUGUGGACCGUGCCGAUGUUUCACGCCAAUGGGUGGAACCUAUCAUGGGGCAUCGCUAUGCAGGGCGGUACCAACGUUUUCUUGCGCCACUUCACGGCAAAGGUCGUCUUUGAUAAGAUCUCACAACACAAGGUGACGCACAUGGGCGGGGCACCCACAGUUCUCAACAUGAUCGUCAACGCACCAAGUGGUGACCGAAAGCCACUGCCAGUGAUAGUACAUAUCAUGACCGGCGGCGCCGCACGGCCGCCUAACAUCUUGUCCGGGAUGGAGGAGCUUGGAUUCAUAGUAUACCAAAUGUAUGGUCUUACUGAGACUACCGGCCCGGCCACCAUCAACACAUGGAUGCCGGAGUGGGACACGUUGCCGACCGAGGAGCGCUCACGGCUCACGUUGCCGACCGACUGGGGUGAGACACCUUGUGCGUUCGUCAAGUUAAAGACUAACGUCGAUGCAACAGAAAUAGAGAUUAUAAACUACUGUCGGGAUAAGUUGCCACAUUACAUGGCACCAAAGGCGGUGGUCUUCGCUGACUUGCCCAAGACUUCGACAGGGAAGACUCAAAAGUUUAUUCUCCGUCAGAAGGCUCGGGCUAUGGGCAGCCUUGUGAAGACAUAAAAUAGCGCACGUGAGAUCAUUUGUCUUGGUCAAAAUAUGGUAUUGUAUCGUAUGGGGUGACUAUAGCUUAGAAACAGAAAUAUAUGACAAUGA
Triticum aestivum (bread wheat) is the source of this 1173-nucleotide messenger RNA. RefSeq names its product isovalerate--CoA ligase AAE2. NCBI's taxonomy places the organism in Eukaryota, Viridiplantae, Streptophyta, Magnoliopsida, Poales, Poaceae. The record is from RefSeq and is a predicted model, not a curated record.